ACCAAAGUUCGUUACAUCAAGACUGAAUGAUAUCUGUAGCGCUAACGUACCGGUAAAGAUUUCCAAUAUGAAGGCUCUGAGUGGACUCGCUGUUUGUACCUUGAUGGUAAUCGGGAUACACUUUGCCGCAUCUUGUUCUAUAGCUAGUAACUGGCGUCCACAAGACUUCGUUACCCGAAUGGAGAAAGCUGAAAUUGCAUUCAAGGGUAGAGUUAUCCACAUGCCACAACCACCACCAUCCCAUGGGCUGUAUACGGUCAAGUUUGAAGUCGACUGUGUCUACAAAACGUCUCUACCGAUCACGAAAGGAGUAAACGUGUCCAGGUUCGGAUAUGUAGGAGGGCUUUGUAUCUCUACAAUGGUUACCGAAGGGGAAUCCUACAUAGUGUUAGCAAGAGCCCCUUAUGCUGCAGGAGAAAGCGUGAUGACCCAUGAGGUUAACGUACAACCCGCUGCUGAAACUGCUGCACCAAAUCUCAUCGCCAGUGUGCAAAAUGUGCAUUCCUGCCAAAAACCUAAAUAACAAUCUGUUGGGUUUGCAUUAAACCCUUAUAGGCACUGGACACGUUGGUUACUCUUAGCAUAAAACCUUACUUGGGAACGAGCAACGGAGAGCUAAUGACCUUGUGAGAAACGAUUCACUCUGAAGUAUCUGAAAUAACGUAGUUUUUGUGCAUUCCUGCCAAAAACCUAAAUAACAAUCUGUUGGGUUUGCAUUAAACCCUUUUAGGCACUGGACACGUUGGUUACUCUUAGCAUAAAACCUUACUUGGGAACGAGCAACGGAGAGCUAAUGACCUUGUGAGAAACGAUUCACUCUGAAGUAUCUGAAAUAACGUAGUUUUUGUGCAUUCCUGCCAAAAACCUAAAUAACAAUCUGUUGGGUUUGCAUUAAACCGUUUUAGGCACUGGACACGUUGGUUACUCUUAGCAUAAAA
Messenger RNA from Asterias rubens (European starfish), 938 nucleotides. RefSeq lists its product as uncharacterized. Bases 68 to 523 code for a protein of 151 amino acids. The record is from RefSeq and is a predicted model, not a curated record. NCBI's taxonomy places the organism in Eukaryota, Metazoa, Echinodermata, Asteroidea, Forcipulatida, Asteriidae. The transcript has 2 exons.